Klebsormidium nitens is the source of this 1288-nucleotide messenger RNA. Lineage: Eukaryota; Viridiplantae; Streptophyta; Klebsormidiophyceae; Klebsormidiales; Klebsormidiaceae. The record is from the annotation of a GenBank genome assembly.
CCCAAAACUAGGAUGGCGAGUCUACUGGUGUUCACCGUCUCAGAGUCUUUCUCGGGUGCCAGAGUCAAAUGAUCCGCGCAUAGGAAAGUUGAACCAUGAGACAUUUGCAUUUGUUUGAUCGAAGACCAUUUUCAGCGUUCUGAAAGCUCAUUCAGCCGUCUUCUGCGUCUCGUAGUCUCUUCACGUGGCUGCUUGUUGUUUGGGGCAAUAGUAGUGGUGUUGCCCCUCCGAUUUGCCAUUGAUUCUGAUGCAGGUACGUCGAAGUAACUCAUCUUUUCUAGCAGGCAGCGCAUCAUUGCUCACAGGGUCCUCUCGGUCUAGCCUUUCCUGUUGAACCCCCCACUGACUGCGGGGGUGAGCAGGGCCCCUGCGUACGAGUCGCCAUGGCGGAGGCCCCCGAUGCAGGGCCGCCAGAAGAACGGCCAGCGCGGGUGCCGAGCGGGGAGGGGGCCAGCACGGCCGGUGGCGAUGCUGAGGGCGGAGUGAUCUUCAUCCUGGAGAAGGCGUCCCUGGAGGCGGCCAAGGUCGGCAAGGGGUACGUGCUGCUCAACUGCGACGACCACGCCAACUUCUUGCGCAAGCACGGGCGCGACCCCGCACUGUACCGCCCCGACAUUCUGCACCAGGAGCUGCUGGCCAUCCUGGACAGCCCGCUCAACAAGGCCGGCCGCGUGCGGGCCAUCUUCGUGGCCACCGAGAAGAACGUGCUCAUCCAGGUCAACCCGCACCUGCGCAUCCCGCGCACCUUCCGCCGCUUCUGCGGCCUCAUGGUCCAGCUGCUGCAGAAGCUGAGCAUCCGCGCCAGCAACGGCCCCGACAAGCUGCUGCGCGUCGUCAAGCACCCCGUCACCAAGUACCUGCCCCCCGCCACGCGCCGCGUCGGCCUCUCGUACAGCUCCCCCAAGGUCGUCUUCCUGCCGCAGUACGUUGCCGCGUUGCCGCCCGCGUCCACCGUCGCCUUUGUGGUGGGCGCCAUGGCGCACGGCAAGGUCGAGGCGCAGUACGUCGACGAGAUGGUCGCAGUAUCGGAGUUCCCCCUAAGCGGAGCAUGCUGCAUUGGCCGAAUCUGCAACACUUUCGAAACACAGUGGCACAUCUUGUGACUUCCAUCUGUGGAGAAUAUCUUUGGUGGAUCGCCAUGGUUUUCAUCGAACUUUCAACACAUGCAUGUUUUACUGAUAUAUCACAUUGACCAACUCUUCCUUGAGUGCUUUACAUGUUGUAACAAUGCCCGAGUCGGCAUCACACAAAAAGCUGAAACAAACCACUGUCAAUAUUUGUCACGCGC